ACCUCACUAUACACUGCACGGCCCUACAAUAGAUGGUAAUGGUACGAUCCCGCCUAUGAUAUGUCCUCAUGGCUGAGCAGCCUGACAGGAACACUCACCGAUAUGUCGUAUAUACAACUGCCAGAGCGCAGCCUGUGGUGAAACUGAAAGGACAAGAACGCUGUCUGUGGAUUCUCAUGUAGGAAUGGAAUCUAUGAUUUAGUUGAGAAGUCUGUUCAGCUUUAAGGCUCUGAGGAAACUUCUGCCGUGGAGGAACGAGCCGCUCGUCUCUGUUUUUGGUCUAAAAGAAGUAGGUUUUAUUAGUAGAUACGUUUAAUCUGAAAUGUGUUUCUGUCGUUUACAGAGGAGAGCGAGCGUCCGUCUUAAUCGCAUGGAUUGUCCUGGAGUGGUGAGAUGCCUUUGAGUUGACGGCUUCCCUGUUUUCUUAACUGAAUAAAGACGGUUGAAGUUUGUACCUUGACUUCUUUAUACGUUCCUCAACAUUGAAAUUGCAACAUUAAGAAGGACAAGACGUAAGGUUAUGCAAAGCAAGGAAGUAGCAGGAGUCGCUAAGAUUUGCAGCUCAUCAAAGUUUCAAGUGCCUGGCUCCAAUCCUGGUACGUGGCAGGGACAUUAAAGCCAGACUGGACAUUUUUUUAGCUUCAUCCUGUGAUUUCCAUAAUUCCAUGACUUUUCCAUCUUGGUGCUGCAAUAACAAUGUUGAGGAGUGUAUUUUGUAAUAGGUUCAAGUCGAACUGUAUAUUGGUUUAAAUCUUGAGAUCCCAACUGAUAAGACUGGGGCAGUCUGAGCUCUAGAUCUAUGAAGUGAUCUACCAGAUUACAGCCUUAUACUGGUAUUACCGCUGUGACCUGUAACUGACUAUAGUGGUAAGCUGAAGGUGUGACAGGCUUUGACCUGAAAUAUAGAGCAACAUGAUGAGAUAAUAACGUGUAGGUGUUGAAUAUCUUCAGUAUUUGUAUUUUACAUGGGAUUUUGUAUGAUUUUUCAUCUUUUUUUCCAUGCAGGUUUCUACAACAUAGGAUCUGUUGAGUGGAUAUCUCCUAUAUAAUAUCGCUAUCCUGAUUGACCCAUCAAAGCAAGGACAAGAUGGCAGAGAGUAUAAUAAAUCUCACCCUAGAGAUCCUCCUCCGGCUUACUGGAGAGGAUUACACAGUAGUGAAGAAGACCUCUAGUGAGCGAUGUCAGGCCCCGGUAUCUGAAGGACGGGGAGGAAUCCUGAGCCCGAUAUCCAGGCCGACACCUCACAUCCCGAUACAUGAGAGAGUCAACAUUGAGAAGAUCCUAGAGCUCACCAACAAGAUUAUUGAGCUGCUGACUGGAGAGGAGUCUGAGUAUUUAGAAGGACACAAAGAUCUGUACAAGAACGUCACGAUGGAGGAUCAUUAUCUACCAGUUAAAGAAGAGAGAACAACGCCGGAGAGAUGUCCUAGUCAACUGCUUCCACAGGAUAAUAAUGUUCCGCAGUAUGAUCAGCUUUUGAUCAAUAUUAAGGCUGAAGAUACAUCUGUGAGGGGCGAUGAGCAGAUCAUAGAGGACAUUCCCACCGAUAACCACCCAGUUGACUGUACCAGGAGCUCAGAGGAACAUCUAAUAUCUUCAGAUUUUAAAGCAGAUGAUUGUGGUGUCACAGAAGAUACACAUGAAGAGCAUGCCAUUAUACAAGAUGUACCCUUGGACUUUAAAAGCAAAGAUCUAUCAUCUGAUCCUUUGGAUGGUUUCCGAUCUUCUGAUUCAUCACAGACUGUUAAGCAAAGUUUUGUACAUCAAAGAACUGACACAGGGGAGAUGUCUUUUUUAUGCUCAGAAUGUGGAAAGCAUCUUAACCACGAAUCACAUAUUGUUAUAUAUCAGAACAUUCGCACAGGGGAGAGGACAUAUCCAUGUUCAGAAUGUGGAAAGUGUUUUAAACGUAAAUCCCUUCUUGUUAAACAUCAUAAAAUUCACACAGGGGUGAAGCCAUAUUCAUGCUCAGAAUGUGAGAAAUGUUUUAUCCGUAAAUCACAUCUUGUUCUACAUGAGAGAAUUCACACAGGUGAGAAGCCAUAUUCAUGUUCAGAAUGUGGGAAAUGUUUUAGUGAUAAAUCACAUCUUGUCGUACAUCAGAGAAUUCACACAGGGGAGAAGCCAUAUACUUGUUUAGAAUGUGGGAAAUGUUUUAACCAGAAAUCAUCUCUGGCUACACAUCAGAGGAUUCACACAGGGGAGAAGCCGUAUUCAUGUUCAGAAUGUGGGAACUCAUUCACACAGAAAGUACUUCUUGUUACACAUCAGAGAAUUCACAAAGUGAAGAAGUCAUUUUAAUGUUCAGAAUGUGGUAAAUGUAUUAACCAUGAAGCAGAUCUUCUUACAUAUCACAGAGGAGUCACACGGGGCAAAGCCUCUUCCAUGUUCAGAACAUGAGAAAUGUAAUAAAAUUGAGGCAAGUGUUAUUACACAUCAGAGAAU
This is a messenger RNA of Bufo bufo (common toad), 2446 nucleotides long. RefSeq names its product oocyte zinc finger protein XlCOF7.1-like. Gene Ontology annotation, biological process: regulation of transcription by RNA polymerase II. The record is from RefSeq and is a predicted model, not a curated record. The transcript has 6 exons. Gene Ontology annotation, molecular function: RNA polymerase II cis-regulatory region sequence-specific DNA binding; DNA-binding transcription factor activity. Bases 1088 to 2302 code for a protein of 404 amino acids. NCBI's taxonomy places the organism in Eukaryota, Metazoa, Chordata, Amphibia, Anura, Bufonidae.